Messenger RNA from Drosophila persimilis, 1601 nucleotides. RefSeq lists its product as uncharacterized. The transcript is spliced from 5 exons. The record is from RefSeq and is a predicted model, not a curated record. Bases 6 to 1397 code for a protein of 463 amino acids. Lineage: Eukaryota; Metazoa; Arthropoda; Insecta; Diptera; Drosophilidae.
AAAAUAUGAAGCUGCUGCUCAGUGCUCUAUUGAUCGCUCUGGCCCUAAGCGGAGUCUUGACUUUGCCAGCGCGCAACAAUCCGCAGGACGAUGCCGAGGUGAUUAAAGUGCCCUCUCGCCCUCAGUCCUCCUCCGCCGCUGGCGAGCCGGAUUUCCAUAACUUUGGCGGUGUCAUCGAUACGGGCGCUGGAUAUCCCUUCCUUCAGUCAAAUCCGACGAGCUUCAACACGGGCUUCUUCGACUCCUUCGAUGACCUUUUCCGUCGUCUGCGCACUCGUCUUUGGCCUGUUAUUGCCACCGAUUCGAGUGAGGAUGGAGCGGGUGCUGGUGCCGGUGCGGAUGAUUCAGGCGAUGGCAUUGGAUCUGGCUUCUCCUUCGGUCUGCGGCCCUUGACUCCCCUGAACCCCAAGAAUGGCAAUACAACCUCAACGGUUAAGGUUGUUGAUGGCCACAAGGUGGAGAUAAAUGAGACGGUGUACGGCGACACCAACAGCCUGUUCAAGGUCCGUGUGGUGAAUGUGCGUCCCCUGGACAGCGGCGAGGAGGUGGCCGAGGGUGUCCUCACCAGCCAGGGAGAUUUCCAGCCUGCCGCGGCACCAGCCACUUCGGCCCCGGCCAUCUUGCCCACCAGGCGGGGCGAGUUCGAUAAUUCGGACGAUGACGAUAACAGCCGCCGCGAGCCCCUGGAGAAGCAGCCCAAGGACAACGAAGUGCGCGAUAUCGACGAACCUCAGUCCACAACAACAACAACACCAAGAUAUACAACAACAAAACUUGCCACCAGCUCGCCCGCAGACUCUGUAGCAGAAGGUACGGAUUUGGAAAUCAAUAAGGAAAUCAUGGCCAAUUUAGACACGGAAAGUAGUAUGUUUGCCGCUGUAGAGGCCAAGGGAGAAGCGGAAGAGCUGUUCGACAGCCAGAAACAGGAACAGGAGGACUUUGAAGCUGUGGAGAAACUCGCCGAAGACUCUGCACUGUUUGAGGAUGCGGACUUGGCCCAUCGUCUGGCCCAGCUGCAGCACAGGGAGCGCGAAGAGCUGGAGUCUUCCGAUGAUGAGGACGGUGAAGCAAUCGCACCAGUCGAAAUGAGUGAAACCUUCAAUGAAGAGUGGGAAACACUGGACCAGGAUCAGGAACAUGACCAGAACGAGGUGGCGGACGAUCAGGACCGUGACCUGGACCAGGAAGCAGAUGCCGGCAACAAUUUGGACAACCACAUUGACAUCUACGAGAGUUCGUUGCCCAUCGACCUGUCCCACGACAUCGCCGUCAACGAUUUUGCUGCCGCGAAUCCAGACUUCCCAGUCAAUCCCGAUGCCGAACUGAUUUCGGGACCGUCAGUGAUCAAAGCAAUGCCAAUGUUCGAGAAACUGUCAAUGGGGCCGCCGAGAAAGUGAAUUUUGGCAAGCCCCACUCUAGUCUAGACAUUGUACGAGUAUUUAGUCUUAAGAUUCUAGUUGUAGGCACCAGCAUUCAUCGAGGAUGUCUCUGAGAAAUCCAAAGAUGAUGGCAUCCCCUCUAUUAUUUAUCAUUAUAAUUUAAUCGUAUUUAUUUCGACAGCGUGCGAGUAUUAAAUGUGCCAAAUGUGCAUCCAAAAUUAA